CAAUCUCAACACAGUUUUGUUAUAAAACAGAAAGCGAAAGAGAAACAGACAAAUGAAGAAGAAAAUGAAGAAGAAGAAGGUUCCAAAUUGUGGCAACCCAAAAUGGCAAGAUCAACCACAGCAUCAAAGAUGGUCAGCACCAGUGAACCUCUUUCAGAAAGCAGCAGUUCUAUAGAAUCGACAGAGGAUGCUGCCACUCAAAUGAGUGACCCUCACAGCUCUAGCAGAAGAUCCAGAAUAAUAUCACAGUCUUCCUCGAAAUUCCGAAGAAAUUCGGAUGUGGUUUUUUGCAAGAAGACAAGAAAUGCCUCAAAGAAGUUCUCCAUUGAAAGUGCACAGGGUGGAACCAAAUCUGUUGUGGGCUUACCAAAAAGAUCAACUGCGAUGUCCCACUCAAUGAGUCAAGAUACCAAAAAGAAAGAUCCCAUUCCAACAUUCAUUAAAACAUCUCCUAAUCGGAAAAAGCUUGAGGCUUUGCAACAAGAAAUUGAAUUCCUGAAAGAAACAUUUAAUCGCAGAAUCAGCCGGCAUAAUCCAAAAUUUGAGAAUGCUGAGAUAAAUGACUCCAAAGCAGAAAACUUGCAGCCAUUAACACAUCACUUUUCUUCAACAACAUCUACUGAUAAUCCCCCAAAUCCAUACAUCCCAACACAGAUAAACAAAUCUGCCAAAUAUCCUCCCAGACAUCCAGUCAUCAACAGCAAUGCUUCCUCAAAUCACCAAACUACAACAUUCUUCACAGAUGAUCCAAAAUUAAAUUUAGCCAAAUAUAAUAUUGAGAGGAACUCACAGAUGUCUUCAAGCCCAGAUCAUUCUGGCACCACUGGUGUUUAUCAAAUUAAACCCCAGCAACCCAAAACUAUGAUGAGGACAAUGAUGACUCCGGCCCCUAAUUUAGUAAACACCCCUUAUUACACUCCAAAUAGAAUUUAUCAUGGUAUAUAUAAAGAACGUCAACCUCCUCCAAGAGUUCAAGCAAUAUCAUGUAAUAAAUCUUCACAAUUCCAGCAAAGUAUAGACCAUUAUAAUGAUGGAACACAACCCCUAACAAAUCACAGAAGCUCUUCAAGGUUCGCAACCCCUAUGAUGGACAGCUUCAAAGAAAAUAUACAAUAUGGUUCUGCUCACUGGAACCAGCAAGUUGAACCAAAAUACAUUGCUGCACAAAGGUCUGGUGGUGAAAUGAGUAGUUUUAUUACCAAACCAUAUUCUAGUGCCAUUAUAGAAGACAAAUAUGACUAUGGUACUGCACCCCUCAUGCAAAGUAACAGAAACAAUGCAUUUUAUGCAUCACAAGAUGAACCAGAUGUGGGUACCAUGUAUUCUUUGGAUGACUGUUGUAAAGUUACCAAAUGCAUCCACCAUGGUCAUAUGUGUUCGGCAGCACCAAUAUAUCGGAAAGCCGACAUGAAUUCUCAAAUAUUUUGGGGAGGAGCUACAGAUCCCAGGAAUUGUCAGUUAAAGUUACUUUUAAGUGAUAUUCCUGAGCUAGGACAUGGAUUGAACCUGAAGCUGUUACAUUACCAAAUGGUUUUGAUGUUCUAA
Octopus bimaculoides (California two-spot octopus) is the source of this 1545-nucleotide messenger RNA. RefSeq lists its product as uncharacterized. The record is from RefSeq and is a predicted model, not a curated record. Lineage: Eukaryota; Metazoa; Mollusca; Cephalopoda; Octopoda; Octopodidae.